Molecule: messenger RNA, 3664 nt
Organism: Dinoponera quadriceps
Lineage: Eukaryota; Metazoa; Arthropoda; Insecta; Hymenoptera; Formicidae
Gene: Mlp84B
Product: muscle LIM protein Mlp84B
Exons: 9
Coding region: 181-1668 (495 amino acids)
Biological process (GO): muscle tissue development; sarcomere organization
Cellular component (GO): nucleus; cytoplasm; Z disc
Molecular function (GO): structural constituent of muscle; actinin binding
Source: RefSeq, a predicted model, not a curated record
UCAUUCGAAUCCAGUAUUAGUGCGGUGUAGAGUGCUCGGUGUUUUGUAAUCCACUUAUUCGAAUUGUUCUCUUUCUCUCUCUCUCUCUCUCUCUCUUCCUCUCUUUUUCUCUUUCUCUUUCUUUCUCUCUGUCUAUUUUUUUCCUUUUCUCGCGCAACUACGAUCGAUUAGUGUGUAAAAAUGCCUUUCAAGCCGGUGGAACACCCAAAAUGCCCUAAAUGUGGCAAGUCCGUUUAUGCUGCGGAAGAACGAGUUGCCGGUGGACAGAAAUGGCACAAAACGUGCUUCAAGUGCGGUCUUUGCGGUAAAGCGCUCGAUUCGACAAACUGUUCCGAGCACGAGGGCGAGCUGUACUGCAAAAUCUGCCACGGCCGCAAGUUCGGCCCUAAGGGCUACGGCUUCGGUGGCGGAGCUGGCUGUCUCUCCACGGACCAGGGCGAGCAUCUUCAAGCGAAGAGCGAGGAAUUUUCACGAGGAUCGAACGCCGUCUUAGAGCCACGUGCCAUCGCGAAGGCGCCCGAAGGAGAGGGAUGUCCUCGUUGCGGAGGGUACGUUUACGCCGCGGAGCAGAUGUUAGCUCGUGGAAGGGUUUACCAUAAACUGUGCUUCAAGUGCAAAUUGUGUCGGCGGACUCUGGAUUCUACGCUUCAUUGCGACGGUCCCGAUCGCGAGAUAUAUUGUCGAGCUUGCUAUCCGAAGAAAUUCGGUCCGCGGGGUAUCGGCCACGCUGGGGUUAUGUGGAUCGGGCUGCAGUGCGAUAUUGAGGACAAGGGCGAUGCGGCUCCGCGCACCACCGUGAUCGACACCGCCGUGAUCAAGGCCCCGCCGGGCAAGGGUUGUCCCCGCUGCGGCGGCGUCGUCUUCGCCGCCGAGCAGGUGCUCGCCAAGGGCCGCGAGUGGCACCGGAAGUGCUACAAGUGCCGUGACUGCACCAAGACCUUGGACUCGAUCAUCGCCUGCGACGGCCCGGACCGGGACGUCUACUGCAAGACCUGCUACGGGAAGAAGUGGGGACCGCACGGAUACGGAUUCGCGUGUGGCUCGGGAUUCCUCCAGACCGACGGACUCACGGAGGAUGAGAUUUCGGCCAAUCGACCUUACUACAAUCCCGAUACGACCUCGAUUAAGGCGCCAGCUGGACAGGGCUGCCCCCGUUGUGGCGGCAUGGUGUUCGCCGCGGAGCAACAGCUCGCCAAGGGCACCAUGUGGCACAAAAAGUGCUUCAAUUGCGCCGAAUGUCACCGACCUUUGGACUCGAUGCUAGCAUGCGACGGUCCCGACAAGGAGAUCCACUGCCGCGCCUGCUACGGAAAGCUCUUCGGGCCCAAAGGCUUCGGAUUCGGCCACAGGCCGACUCUCGUCUCGACUAACGGGGAUCACGCUCCUUCCUACAUCGACGCCAAGCCACAGGUUGGUCAGAAGCGAAACGACGGGCACGGUUGCUCGCGCUGCGGCUACCCGGUGUACGCCGCCGAGCAGAUGAUCUCGAAGAACCGCGUGUGGCACAAACGAUGCUUCAGCUGCGGCGAGUGCCACCGUUCCUUGGACUCGACGAACCUGAACGACGGCCCGGACGGGGACAUCUACUGCCGCGGCUGCUACAACCGAAACUUCGGGCCCAAGGGCGUAGGCUUCGGCAUGGGCGCGGGCACCCUCACGAUGGCCUAAUUCAUGGGUCUGCGCCGCUCCAAAAGAACCCUCGCGAUCCAGUCUUAUAUAUCAAUGUAAAUACAUAAAUAUAUAUUUAUACAGGCCGCCCCAAAACUGUCGCGCGAUACUUCAAUAGCGUAUUCUGGAGUUUAAUUGGAAUCGAAAGUCCUAACGACGAAAGUGCCGGAGGAGAUCUUCGUUUGUCGCGACUCUUCAAUCUUUUAACACUGUAUACCUUCGUAACUAAGCUUUUAGUUGGUUAGAAUUUUCUUCAAGUACACUCCACUUGAAAUUAAAUAGAAAAAUUAGCGAAAAAAGUUAGCUGAAAGAAACAAGCUAAGAAAAUUAGCUUAAAAAAAAAUAAUUUCCUUAUUUACCUGGCCUGCUGAAGUUCCUUUCUUCGGCUUAUGUGUUAAGAUUUACACGGCUUCUCAGUCGAGCUCCAGAAUAUACUGAUAAAGAAUCGUGCGAUAGUUUUGGGGUAUCCUGUAUACAGGCGUCUGACUGUAUAUCUGACGACAGACGAACACGCUGCUCCGGGAAUUUCGAUUUCUCCUUUCUUAGCUUACGACGAUUCGAUGAUGUCGAUGACUUCGCCCCCCGUUACAACGAACGGCGCGGUAGGCGCGGAUGACGACGCGGACUCCGGUUGAUUUUACGGUCGAUCGACCGCGCACGGACGAGUCGACGCGAGAUCGCCGAUAAUUCAUCGUGAUAUGAGAUCGCGCUCGUAUCGAUCGUGUUACGGAUCAAUUAGUCAUUCGGCUAAUUAGCAACCUAUUAGUCCGCAACGUAAAUCAUCGUCUGGCUUGAAGGUGUCGCAUUAAUGACGACGCAGCUCGAGCUCACUCUGCAAAAUGAACAAAGUUUCGGCAUUAAGCAGACAGGAGAAUGCGACGUGGAGGUUUAAAGAGAGAAAAGUGAUCCACGCCGUGAUCUCCGAUCACCCGAUCGCAGCAAAUCAUCGCGAAGAUUUAUCGACGAUCUGUCGACUCGCUCCCGCGCUCAACCGGAUCCGCUCUCUCGUCCAGUCGUCGCGAUCACUUGCACUAGGUUACCGCGAAAAUUUCACCGGGACUCGUGGGUCGUGAGAACAACAGCUCGCUAGCCAAAUCCGCAAGGUAAUUUCGCUUGCGGUCCGGUCGACGACGAUCUGCGGGUUCUCUCUGCGAGUUUCGCAGCAGCCUGGAUGAUGAUCCCCGACGACGACCUACGCGCGAACGAUUAAUCUGAUGACAAGCAAUUACGAACGUACGAAUAUGUUUUGUUAUUUUUCUCCUUUCUUCCUUUCUUUCUUUCUCUCUCUCUCUCUUUUUUUUAUUUUCGAUCGACGAAUUGGAGAUUACGACCGCGAAGAUCGUCCCGCGAGAUGUCAGUCUUGAAAGAGAUGGAAAAGCCAGAGAAUCAAAUAAGUCUUCGAAAUCACAUUCAAUUUGGCCGGAAUCUGACCCGAAAAGUUUCCAAUUCUUUUUUUUAAAUUUUGUAGAAAGGUUGAAUAUUGAAUGUUUGAGCCGGCGUUGAAAAGCAUAUUUCGAUCCCCGUCGGCGAAGAGAAUCGCCAAGUAGACGUUUCGCAUCGGUGGUUUCUCACGAUUUAGCCUCCUUGAUUGUGAAUGCUAUUGGGAAAUAAAUACGUAAGACUCUAGGAGAUGUUUCUCUGUCUCUUAGAAUAAUACGAUAACGCGAGGUAGAAUGCAUCGUAAAGAUGCUUGCUCGUUAACUAUUUCGCGUGACAAUUCGAAAUUAAACAAUGGCAAUCGUAAGAUUUCCACCACAUAUGAGUAUCAUUCAUCCGGUUUCAAUUUCGGGAGACAAAACACGGAAGAUUUCGAGAUCGGCAGCGCAAUGAUUUUAUCAUUGGCAUCGAUUACACGUCGCACGUCCGCGGACGAUAUAAGCAGAUAAAUACGAAUAAAAAUCUACUUAACCGGGCUACGACCAGCAGCAACGAUCUAACCGACGACAAGACGAGAAACUAAUUUAAUUAUGAUUUUCAAUAAAUGUAUACUUGAAGA